AUGGCCCCAGCAUCUGCGCCGAGCAUCAAUGCCACCCUCUCCGGGGAGAGCCCGUGGGCUUCCCUCCACGUCCUUAUUCUGCCCUUGUUCAACCGCGAACAACUCAGGGUACAGAUAGAGGACCUGAACCAGCUUGUCAAACGCCACAUCUCGACAGUCGUUUCUAUGGCGCCAGGCAAGGCCGUCGCCACCCUCGAGCACGAUACCUUCGAGCUCAUCGCGACUGGCAUGGUCACACUUAACUCCAAGCUCUCGGGUGUGGAGGACGACAAGCUGGUGCCACGCGUCGUGGAACUUUGGACGUUCUUCUGGACGCAGGUAUUGCCCUACCUUGAAGGCGUGCGUGCCGGAAAUCCUUUUUGCCCUUGCGCUUGA
Dichomitus squalens LYAD-421 SS1 is the source of this 375-nucleotide messenger RNA. Its product is annotated as HbrB-like protein. The record is from RefSeq and is a predicted model, not a curated record. Gene Ontology annotation, biological process: TORC2 signaling. Bases 1 to 375 code for a protein of 124 amino acids. Gene Ontology annotation, cellular component: TORC2 complex. The transcript has 2 exons. Lineage: Eukaryota; Fungi; Basidiomycota; Agaricomycetes; Polyporales; Polyporaceae.